CGUGUGUUGUUAAUUCAAUAGUCGUUAUCAUUAUACAACAAACAAAAGAUAGCAAAUAUUUAUUAUGAGACGUGCGGUACCAUAAAUUGAAAUAAUUUGCUCAAGAUCCAGUAGGCGUCAGUGCAUCGUGGCACGUUCAUUCAGUAUGGUAUUCAUCGUAUUUCUUGCAAUUUCUCUGGUCAUCGCUUGUCAUGUCGACUGUACCGAUGGCGUUCCCAAGUACAAGGUACAUAAUAUAAAUUCUCGACCGAACGGAUUUUCUUCAGCUUCUGGUUUAGACAAAUUUUUAUGUAAUUUUGAAGUUGAUGAGUGUGGGUUCAACAACGCAUUCGCCAACAUCUACGCCCUUUCUGGUUGGCUUAGGAUUUGUGAUAAAGAAGGAUGCUCGAUGAGAAUUAACGCGGGAGAUUCGACCAACACCGAGGCGUCAUCCACUCUUGUUUCACCCUCGUUUUCCGGAAAUUCUGGAGUACUUAGUAUGAGAUAUUAUAUUCCUGAUAAGACAAACGCUAAAAAUGCUAGUCUAGGUGUGUACAUCCGGCGUUCUGAUCGCAGUGACAGGAAGCUGAUCUAUCUAGCCAGUAGCGGGAUGGAUAGACCGUGGGUACCCAUGGCGGCGGAAUUAGAUAGGCCAUGGGUCCCGAUGUCGGUUGACGUACAUAUGGAUCACACAUCAAAGUUUAAGUUUCAGUUUGAAAUCGAUGGAUUUAUGGAAGAUAGCAAAGAAAACAUUUUCAUUGAUGACUUUGAAUUCGAACAAAAAGAUCAUCCACAUGAUUAAUUUUGUGGCACGAACAUACCACGUGAAGUACAAAAUCAGGAAAAUGAAUGAUUACGCUAUACGACACCAUGAAUACACCUAUAUAUGUCCAUUGGUUGCUAACGCUAAUACCUGUAAUAUUAAUUAAAAUAAUAAUAUUUUGUUAAUUUAAUGUUUGAAUUGUUAAUUAAUAGAUAAUAGUGAUAAUAAUGAUAAUAUUAUUAAUUCAUUCAUUUUUAUUAAUAAAGAUUAUAACAUUAAUAAUAAUAAUGACAACGAAAUUAACAUAUAACAUCCAUGUACAUAAGCCAACGAAAUGUUUUAAAGCGUUUUAAAACUCACAUAGUUUAUAUCCACAUAGUUUAUAUCAUAAACUUAAUUAUUUUAUUAUAAUAUCAUAGGCUAUUACAUGCAUUUGUGUAAGGAAAGAGAAAAAAUGACAGAAGUUUAUAAUGAACUUGGAAAAUUAAAGCAUGUCCAUUUGAAUUAUUA
This is a messenger RNA of Anneissia japonica, 1252 nucleotides long. RefSeq lists its product as uncharacterized. Bases 146 to 781 code for a protein of 211 amino acids. NCBI's taxonomy places the organism in Eukaryota, Metazoa, Echinodermata, Crinoidea, Comatulida, Comatulidae. The transcript has 6 exons. The record is from RefSeq and is a predicted model, not a curated record.